Messenger RNA from Microstroma glucosiphilum, 924 nucleotides. RefSeq lists its product as hypothetical. Lineage: Eukaryota; Fungi; Basidiomycota; Exobasidiomycetes; Microstromatales; Microstromataceae. The record is from RefSeq and is a predicted model, not a curated record. Bases 132 to 779 code for a protein of 215 amino acids. The transcript has a single exon.
AUGAGGAGUGGUACAAGGAGGGCGUGAGAGGACAGGUAAGUAGAUCUGCGAUGAUAAGGGAUGUGCUGCAGGGACGAUGGCAAUUUCUCACGCUACUAUGGCUUUGUUGCAACUUACAGCCCUGGGUCUCUAUGGCGUGGAACGAUGGCUCCUCUCCCGCUUCUGAGACGAGCAGUACAGGUGUGACUGGAGGUUUCGGCGCGAACACGACAUCACCUCCCAGUGGAAGCUCUGGUCAGGGCGACAAGAUCGACGCAAACGACGUGCUAGCCGAUUCUCCAAAGCUUCACAACGAGGAAGAUUUCCUCCUCGCAGGAGAGACGGACAUUGAUGCCUCUCUGUCGCUGACGGACGAUGGAAUGUCUUACCUCAGACCGUACUCUCGAGUGCACCUGGCGGCCAAGCUGGACAUCUUGGCUGCGCCCACAUUAGCCAUCUAUCAUGUCCCGUCCAGGAAGCUGAUUGAGAGGAACGUGAGGAUCAGAAGAAUGCAGGAGAACGAGAGACAGGAGACUUGGGAUCGAUGGCAGAGGGGAGAAGGAGCUGGAGGCAUUGGGUUCAUCGGUGAGUGGUGCCCUCCCAAGGUGAUCUGUCGUGGCCUGCAGCAAUUUCUGACCCUCCUUGAGAUUCUCCUCCGGACCGUCCCUGCAACAGAUGCCGUCUAUGCAAACAGGACGAUGCUGAUCGUUUCGGCAUUCUCUCUGCUCUAUUACAUCUUUGUCAAGAUCGGAGGAGAGGAAUACAAUGUGAGUGCGCGCAUGACCCGUAUCGUACAAUGAAGUGACCGCUGCGUGUGCUGAUAACGGUGGGCCACUGCUCCUCCCUCUCUAUUUUGAUUUCAGAUCCUGCGCAAGGUGAUGAUGGGGGAGCCCUUGUUCGGCCCGGCUAAGCCAGAGCUGUAAUGGAGUGGGAAUUGAGCAGAGA